Molecule: messenger RNA, 4302 nt
Organism: Dromaius novaehollandiae (emu)
Lineage: Eukaryota; Metazoa; Chordata; Aves; Casuariiformes; Dromaiidae
Gene: SNTG2
Product: syntrophin gamma 2
Exons: 17
Coding region: 1-1596 (531 amino acids)
Cellular component (GO): dystrophin-associated glycoprotein complex; intracellular anatomical structure
Molecular function (GO): protein binding; structural molecule activity
Source: RefSeq, a predicted model, not a curated record
AUGGAGAUCUGGCCAAGCCUCCAGCUAGAAGCACCUGGGUUUCCCACUAAAACUGGUAUUGCAUUGUUGUAUGAUGAAGUAUCUGAAAAUGCCUAUGACAUCCGACUGAAGCUUACAAAAGAGGUAUUAACAAUUCAAAAACAAGAUGUCGUCUGUGUUAGUGGAAGUGAUCACAGUGCAAAUCACAGAACUGUUACACUUCGUAGACAACCAGUUGGUGGCUUGGGCUUAAGCAUAAAGGGUGGUGCUGAGCACAAAGUGCCUGUCGUCAUAUCAAAAAUAUUUAAAGACCAAGCAGCUGACCAAACAGGAAUGUUAUUCAUAGGAGAUGCAAUAAUGCAGGUUAAUGGUAUUAAUGUAGAAAGUGCUACCCAUGAAGAAGUGGUACACUUACUGAGAAAUGCUGGCGAUGAAGUUACCAUCACCGUUCAGUACCUCAGGGAAGCUCCAUCAUUUUUAAAGCUCCCAUUAGGUUCCCCUGGACCAUCUAGUGAUCACAGCAGUGGAGCUUCAUCACCUCUCUUUGACAGUGGUUUACAUUUAAAUGGAAACUCGACUAACACGGCUCCAUCAUCACCUUCUUCACCCAUAGCUAAUGAACCAAAAUACGAGAAGCGCUGGCUAGACACCUUAUCAGUUCCUCUGUUGAUGGCUCACAUCUCGAGGUACAAAGCUGGAACAGAUAAAUUAAGAUCUAAUGCAUUUGAAGUGCUGGCACUCGAUGGAGUUAGUACUGGGAUACUUCAGUUAUAUACAGCCCAGGAGAGUGCUGACUGGCUGAGAGCAAUAUCAACUAACAUCAGUGAUUUGACACUUCAAAAUAUGAAAAUGGCAAAUAAAUGCUGUUCUCCCUCAGACCAGGUCAUACAUAUGGGAUGGGUAAAUGAGAAACUUGAAGGAACUGAUUCAUCUCAGCUGUGCAAAUUCAAGUUUCUGGCACUGAAGGGUUCAUCCUUCUACAUUUUCAGCACUCCACCGGUAAGCACACUAGACUGGGUACGAGCUGAAAAAAUCUAUAACCUCUGUGAGGUUCUGUUUAAAAUUCACAAGCUCUGGCUUGCUGAUGAUUGCUGGCUACAAGCAAACUUGUAUUUAGGUAUUCAUCAGGACUAUGAUCUUGACGACCAGAGGCCAUAUUGUUUCAGUGUUAUGGUUGGACAUGGCAAGAGUCAUUAUUUCAAUGUAGAGCUUGGCAGUGAGUUGGCAGUGUGGGAGAAAUCUUUUCAAAGAGCAAUUUUCUUGGAAGUUCAAAGAACAGGGUCUAAAACAUAUGUGUGCAGUUGGCAAGGGGAUACCCUGUGCUUCACAGUUGACUUUGCUCUUGGAUUUACCUGUUUUGACAGUAAAACAAAGAAUGUGCUGUGGAGGUUUAAAUUCUCUCAGCUGAAAGGAUCUUCAGAUGAUGGGAAAACAAGAGUAAAGCUGCUUUUUCAGAAUCUAGACACCAAACAAAUUGAGACAAAGGAACUUGAAUUUCAGGAUCUGACAGCAGUUUUACACUGUAUUCACUCCUUUAUAGCAGCAAAAGUGGCAUCUGUGGAUCCAGUGUUUAUGGACAGCCAGAGUAUUGCAAGGAAAUAUAUGUACAGUAACUGAAAUCAGAUUAUUUGUCGUGAUUAUGGAAAAUAAAUUAUUUUCUUAAAGAAAGUAGCUAUUUCAUGCACAAUAUUGCAACUUUGUGAUUUUAUAAGAAGCCUAUAGUUGUGUUAUCUGUAAUGUUAAUGGUUUUCACGCUGUUCACCACUGUUGAAUCUGACAAGUUAACAAACAUUAAGUCAAACUGAAUCAGUUUGUUGUCUUUGGCAUUAAUCUAAAACUCAGAGCAAAUAUUCAUUCAAUAAUAUUUGUGAUGUUAUUUCAGUUUCUGUUCUCAUGGUCAUAUAUAUCCCAUAUGCUACAUAAAAACACAAACCAACAUUUGCAAAGUAUGUGACCAAAAUUUGGAGUUUCAAUCCACUUUGAAAAGUUCAAGGCACACAGACAACUUCUACAGCAUAUGGUGGAAAAGAGCUAAUUUUUGACAAAACCAAAAUGGGAAUUGGACUUCUAUCUUGCUUGUUAUAGUUGAAAAAAUAAUUCCUCCAUCCAUUUAUUUUAAGGCCUGAGAAUUAGCUCUGGCAAAGCACUAAGUACCCUGUUUCUGACUGAGGAAAGGACUUAAGCACACACUUGACUCUAACCAUAUGAAGUAACCCCAGAGGACUCACAAGAUAAUGUUAAUUUUGUAUUAAAAUAUCUUGCUGGAUCAGCUGAAGAGCCUUGGGGCAUAUGUAGGAUCAUACCCUAAGGACCCUAACUGUAGGCAUACUCUUUUAGAAAACUUGCCCUAAGUUUUUCUUUUUAUUGAUAAAACUUUCAGGAAUCAUUCAUUUAUUCAUUCACAGACUGAACUGACAGUAUCCUCUGUUAUAACCCUAUGUGUACAGCUUCUUUAGUAAGUGUUUUGUUUAGAGGUAGAUGCUUUAGGUGUAGGGUAAACAUAACUAGACAUAAAGAUUUUGCUGGCCCAUCCAUCUGCCACUUUUUUCUACAGCUGUAAUCUUGACUCAGUAUGCUUAUACAGAAGGUAAGUGAGGUUUCUCCUUACUAAGGAAAUCCUAUGGCUCUUUUUUUGACAUAUCCGUAACCUCCCUUCUGAAAUCACUUGCUUAUAUGCACUGAUAAUGGUUCCUGCUAUUGAAAUAUUAUAAAAGAAAGACAUUUUAAUUUGGAUGGAUAGUCCCCUAUCAUCCCCCUAAUACCAAGUAUUCCAGGUUUCUGUGAUAAAAGUCACAGUUGUUCUCUAGUGCAAUUUUGAGGCAGUAACCAAAAAAGCAGACAAGUGUAUAUGGAUAGUUCAUCAUAGUAUAUAGGGAUCCUGUUUAUCAGAGUUCUCUCCAAAUUUUAGGAAUCUAAUGAACUGUCCUAAAGCAAAAUCCUUGAUUCACUAUUUAAUAAGGAAAGGAGGUAGGUACUUUUAAAAGCCCUCAGGUGAGGCUUCUGUUCUCAUAACUUAGGUGCUUACAGCUGGUCAGAGAUGAGUGGCCUCUUGAGGUCUUAAGGCAGAUAGUUCUCUCAGCAGACUGCAGUGGGGUCUUAGGCACUUACUUACAUUAAAACGAUCCUUCUCUGUUCACCUUAAACUUAGGCAGAAGUAAAGUGCUUAAACCAGGCGAUUUGAUCCUACCGUAAGGAUUGCCUAUUUCCAUGUGGUAUCCUUAGAGGAAUUCAUUUUAACUGUGGGGACACUGUUUGCAGAUCUAAUGUUGUUUGCAAGGAGACACAGUAGGAGAGCUAAGUUCUGUUAAAACAAUAUUUAGCAAAGAUGAAGAAUAUUUUAAUUAAAUUUAAAUAUUUGUAAACAGUAUGGUAUUUUUAACAACUAUCAUCUCAAGUUUUUUUCAAAAAACACUACAUUAAUUAUGUUUAUAGAACAUGUUUUUAUGCAAAACAUCUCAUUUAAUCAUAUUUCCACUCUUUGUAUUUACUGAGCUUUUAAGAUUCACAGAUCAUAGCAAUAAAAUCAGAAUAGCUUUCUUACAGUCAAUUUUCAAUUAUUAGCAUGAACAGUUAUAAAUGACAGAGCGACUGUAGGUGGAAGAAUGAUGGAAUUCCUCCUCUACUUCAUUUACUGCUAUUAUCGCUUGUAUGAAGUUAAAUACUAACAUGAAACUAGUGUAACUGAGUGGAAAAUUGCACCAGAUACUACUGAACUAAGACUGCACACUCAGGCCUGUAGACCUAGUGUUUUAAAUAUUAUGUGGUAAAAACAUAAUGCGUCUUUCUAAAUAUUGUGAAUAAAAGCUUAACAGAAAGUAAGCUUAGUUUAUUAAAUAAUCUUUCAUUUCUACAGAAAAGUUCUGCAAUUCAGAAUGAACAUUAUUAAAAAUGUAGAAAGUCCAUACAAAUAGAAUGAAACAAGACAAUAACAAGCUAAUUGUAUAUAAAAAUUAUGAUUAAGACUAUUCUGAAUUUUAAUAGCCUUAACUUUAUGGAGCCAUAAAAUAAAAUCUCUCUGGGAAAGAAUAAUUCUUAAUUUGCUUGGAACCAUAAAGAUAACUCUAGUCCUUCAUUUUGACAAUUCUUUCUGGUGCCCAUUCUCUCUUCUUACUUGGAAGUUACUGGUUAUAUUCGAUAAAACAUGCAUUUUCUUGUAAAUUAUUUUUCAGUUUCUCUUUUAAAUUUUCUCAGUCUGUUAUAUUUAUACAAAAUUGUAUUUAUGGUUCUACUAAGGACUUCGCAUUCUCCUACUCAUAAUCCUGUUUUCCAUUUCCUGUUACCCUUUCUCUUAGAAUAGCUUUGUGAAUGCUCAAAGAAAAUAAA